Molecule: messenger RNA, 624 nt
Organism: Nicotiana tabacum (common tobacco)
Lineage: Eukaryota; Viridiplantae; Streptophyta; Magnoliopsida; Solanales; Solanaceae
Source: RefSeq, a predicted model, not a curated record
AUGGUCUUCUCUCCCAAGCAAGAAUCACCAAAUCCCUCCGAGAGAUGCAAAUUCUUCUCUUCAACUCUCAAGGAUGCAUUUGCCAAUUGCCACAUUUUUAAGGAAAGACAUUCUAGUACUCAAAUCUCAGACGAAGACGAUGCAAUCGAUGAUUAUGAUGAUGAAGAGGAAGUGUUUGUAUCCAUAGUAAUAAGUAAAUACAUGGAGUCCAAAUGCAGAAGACAGACAACUAUCUCAAGUGACAAGUUCAACUGGAGUUUCUCGCCAACAGCAGGAGAUUUAUUCACAUCCACAAAGCUAAUGCAACAAAAGGAGGACAAGGAACAUCAAGAAAAGGAAGAUAACGAGGAUUUCCUCUCUGCUGGUACUCGUUUUUCGCGCUGCUCAAGUGCUAUAAGCUAUGAGGCAUUUGCCACAGCUAAGACAACCCUUUCUCGUUCUUCAAGCUUGAACAGGAUUGAGUUUCAAGAUUUUCCAAGGCGCUCUGCUAUUCAGGAAUUCUCACAUUGUGAAGGAUGGCCGUUUGGUCUAUGCCGUAAACUGUUGUUACUUCCUCCUUUGCCAAAAUCUCCAUCUGAUUCUUGGUCAUGGCGAAAGAGUGCAAGAACGAUCAAGAUAUACUAG